GUCCACAACAUUCCCAACCAACCAACACGAAUGGAUGAUCAGAUGAUGGAGAUGCAACGCUUGAUGCCUUGUAACUCCCGCCUGGCUGCCUUUAUUAGUUGCCGUUCAUGCCUAUUCGCUGUUUGUCAAAAUUCCCGUGACAAUUGGAUACCACGUAGUAGUGUGGUAAAUGUUCCAUUUAGUCGCUCUGGGACUUGCAAACUUUGUCUCAACCCGCCCAAGUGCUCUAAUGAUGCCAAUAACUGCUCGACUUUUGUGCAGCCGUUUGGUAGGGAGGAUGGGGAGGAACUUUCUUAUAUUUCCUUCAAUGAAUCCAUUUGCGAAAUGUGCAUGUCAGGAGAAGUAAAUGAGGCGAUGUCCUUGCUCUCACAGAUGGAGGCUUUGGGCUCUCGUCCCAAUUUGAAAUCUUACACCCUCUUGAUAACAGCUCUCGGAAAUGUUGGCAGGACCUUGGAAGCUGAUGCUAUCUUCCAGGAAAUGACGAGUCUUGGAUACAGGCCCAGAGUCAAAGCUUUUAAUGUCUUACUUAGAUGUUUCUUGAGAAAAGGCCUGUCUGGGCUCGCUGAUAAGGUUCUACUUACAUUGGAUGACUUGGGAAUACAAAGAAACAGGGAAACCUAUGAAAUUCUUCUCGAGUACCAUGCACGGGCAAAACGUCUGGAGGAUACGUGGUUAGUCAUUGCUGAAAUGAGGAGAGAGGGAUAUCAUCCAAAUUCUUUUGUGUACAGUAAAGUUAUUGAACUUUACAGGGACAAUGGCAUGUGGAGAAAAGCGACAAGCAUUGUUGGAGAGAUACGGGGUAUGGGUUUGUCCCUAGACAGGAAAAUCUAUAACAGCAUAAUUGACACGUUUUGUAAAUAUGGUGAGUUAGGUGAAGCAGUAGAAGUUUUUAAGACAAUGCAGCUGGAGGGUAUAAUGCCGGACAUCACCACCUGGAACUCUUUGAUUCGGUGGCACUGCAAGUUUGGGGAUGUGUCUAAUGCUCUGGAUAUGUUCAUAAGCAUGCAAGAACAAGGCCUGUAUCCUGAUCCAAAGAUUUUCAUUACCAUUAUUUCCCGUUUGGGAGAACAGGGGAAAUGGGAUGUUAUAAAGAAAACUUCUGAGAAUAUCAAGCAUAGAGGGCACCACAGAAGUGGGGCCAUCUACGCUGUUCUGGCUGAUAUUUAUGGGCAAUAUGGGAGAUUUCAGGAUGCAGACAAUUGCAUAAACGCCCUAAGAUCAGAAGGGGUUAAACUUUCAGCAAGUACUUUUUGCAUCAUAGCAAAUGCUUAUGCGCAACAGGGAUUAUGCGAACAGACCAUUAAGGUUCUGCAGCUUAUGGAAGCAGAGGGAAUAGAACUUAACCUUUUAAUGCUAAAUGUGCUGCUCAAUGCAUUUAGCACUGCAGGGAGGCAUUUGGAGGCACUAUCAGUUUUUAACCACAUAAGAGAGAUGGGUUUUUGUCCUGAUGUAGUUACCUACAGCACACUUAUGAAGGCUUUUAUAAGGGCUAAGAAGUUUGAUCAGCUUGCCACUGCAGGCUAA
Coffea eugenioides is the source of this 1524-nucleotide messenger RNA. Its product is annotated as pentatricopeptide repeat-containing protein CRP1, chloroplastic-like. The record is from RefSeq and is a predicted model, not a curated record. Gene Ontology annotation, molecular function: protein binding. Bases 31 to 1524 code for a protein of 497 amino acids. The transcript is spliced from 4 exons. NCBI's taxonomy places the organism in Eukaryota, Viridiplantae, Streptophyta, Magnoliopsida, Gentianales, Rubiaceae.